Molecule: messenger RNA, 702 nt
Organism: Zingiber officinale
Lineage: Eukaryota; Viridiplantae; Streptophyta; Magnoliopsida; Zingiberales; Zingiberaceae
Product: 30S ribosomal protein S31, mitochondrial-like
Exons: 1
Coding region: 1-285 (94 amino acids)
Biological process (GO): plastid translation
Cellular component (GO): ribosome; plastid
Source: RefSeq, a predicted model, not a curated record
AUGGCGAUGCUGUGUUUGGCGAAGACCGCGAUGCGCCGGGUGGGGGCGCAGCAGCUGGCGGUGCGUUCCUUGGGGUCCUUGACGUGCGCUUCCUCGUUGGACGCGUCGGUGGCCGGGUUGGUGGUGCCGUGCGGUCGCGGGGACAAGAAGACGGAGCGAGGGAAGCGGUUCAAGGGUUCGUACGGCAACGCGCGGGGGAAGAAGAAGACGAUGAUCCAGCGGAUCAAGGACAGGGUCGAGGUCCCCAGGUCCACCCCUUGGCCGCUUCCCUUCAAGCUCAUCUGACGUCUGGCUCUGGGUUUCGUUCUCCAACUCUUCUGGAUAAGAUUUCCCAUCUUAGUCUUCUUCUUGCCUGUGUUACUUCAUCAACUAUGAUAUUUUUCUUCAGGCUGUUGUCCUGAUUUCUUCUAGCAUCGGAGAAAUUUCUCUGCUUUGUUUUAAGAAAUAAUUCAUGACUAUGAGUAAUUUGAAUUUCCUUCUUUAUCGCAUUCUGGUACGAAGUCCUAAAUGAUCCCAACCUGAGUUCAUCAUAAUAUCUUAUCAAAAUUCUUGGUGAAGUACACGGUGAUUAGAAAACAAAUCAUAUCCGAUAGGAACAAGUCUCACUGAGUGUACGCUGAAAGAAAGAGGAGUUUGUUCUACUUUCAUAAGCAUGAAAACACCAAACAGUUGAGUGAUAUCAAAUUGGUACUGACUCUAGAG